Molecule: messenger RNA, 399 nt
Organism: Limulus polyphemus (Atlantic horseshoe crab)
Lineage: Eukaryota; Metazoa; Arthropoda; Merostomata; Xiphosura; Limulidae
Product: collagen alpha chain CG42342-like
Exons: 3
Coding region: 55-285 (76 amino acids)
Source: RefSeq, a predicted model, not a curated record
AAUAUCUCACAUUACAAAACACAGGGAGAAAAAGGAGAAAAGGGAGAUCGUGGAAUGACAACCACGUUGGAUGGAAAUUCUUUCCCUGCCGGUUUUAUAGAGGGCCCACCUGGACCUCCUGGGCCUCCUGGUCCUGCUGGACCUCCAGGAAGAAAGGGUGAUGGAGGUCUAACGGGUCUACCUGGGGAACCAGGAGAGAAAGGUGAUAAGGGUGAUCGCGGAAGGCGUGGCAAGAGGUGCUGUUCCCACCACCAUUGCUCGUGUAAUCCGACUUGUUCGAGGUAAGUGGAAUGUUACAUUUUACAUGUUUUUAAAUUGGUUAGGGUAACUUAUGCAAGAAUUUUAAUGAACUCAUUACAUGUGUAUUUGAUUUUGUUAAAAAUUAUAAUUUAUAAAGUA